UUGUAUUUAGACUAAACAACACAUAACACCAGCUUAAUUAUAAGCUUCUUGGUAAAGAGGUCCAAAAAGUUGAUCGGAUAAUAUUAUUACCAUCCAAAUUCGAAGUCGCCGUCGGUAAACAUAGUAGUCGGUCAUCGGAAGCUUCAGAAGUCCUUCCUCCGGUGACUUCAUCGGAGUCAGCAAUUCAAUUCGUCAAUAAGAAACGAAACGGCGGGGAGGAAUUUCGCCGGAGAAAUUGACAUCGAAGUCCUUUCAACUAUCAGUUCACCAGCAUCGCGAUAAACGAAUCAGGUUUUAAUUGAAAUUGUGGAAGAUGAAGAUCACUGUAAUGACAACUGACGAACAAAUCGUCACUCUCGAUGUGGAUCGUGACGAAUCUGUAGAGAACCUGAAAGCUUUGCUGGAAGUUGAGACACAAGUGCCUCUGCAACAGCAGCAGCUUCUGUACAAUGGGAAGGAAAUGAGGAAUUCUGACAAACUGAGUGCUGUAGGCGUUGGUGAUGGUGACUUGGUAAUGAUGGUGUCUAGUGCAGCAUCCCAGUCUAGUGCCCCUGCAAAUGACUUGAGCUUCAAACAAGAUGGAUCUGCAGUAAAUCCUUCAGCUUUCCAACAACACUUGCGAAAUGAUUCAAAUUUGAUGGCCCAACUUUUUCAGAAUGAUCCUGAGUUAGCACAAGCUGUCCUUGGGAAUGACCUAAAUAGGCUACAAGAGCUUCUACGCUUGCGUCAUCAGCAUAAAUCAGAGCUACGGCGUCGUCAAGAAGAGGAGAUGGCACUGCUGUAUGCUGAUCCAUUCGAUGUCGAGGCACAAAGGAAAAUUGAAGAGCAAAUUCGCCAGAAAGGAAUUGAAGAAAAUUGGGCAGCUGCACUAGAACACAAUCCUGAAGCUUUUGGAACUGUGGUUAUGUUAUAUGUUGACAUGGAAGUAAAUGGUCAUCCUCUAAAGGCUUUCGUGGAUAGUGGAGCUCAGUCAACAAUUAUAUCUAAAAGCUGUGCAGAACGUUGUGGAUUGUGGAGAUUAUUAGAUACACGCUACAAGGGAAUUGCUCGUGGAGUUGGUCAAACAGAGAUACUAGGUCGUAUUCAUGUUGCUCCAAUCAAGAUUGGAAAAAUCUUCUACCCUUGUUCUUUUGUGGUGCUGGAUUCUCCCAAUAUGGAAUUUCUGUUUGGACUUGAUAUGCUUCGCAAGCACCAGUGCAUGAUUGAUCUGAAGGACAAUGUUCUGAGAGUUGGCGGAGGAGAGGUUGCUGUACCAUUUCUACAUGAGAAGGAUAUUCCCAGUCAUUUUCUCGAUGAGAGGAAGGCCGAGGCUUCGAGCUCAGGAGCCCAGGCAACAUCUGGAGCAACGGGGAAGACCGAUCCUACAAAAGGAAGUCCUUCUGGAAGUGCCGGUGGGAACUUAACACAGGGACCUGAAUUUGAAGCCAAAGUUGCAAAGCUUGUUGAGUUAGGCUUUGGAAGGGAGGCAGUAAUACAAGCUCUCAAGUUUUUUGAUGGUAACGAAGAACAAGCUGCUGGAUAUCUAUUUGGGGGUUGAUUAUUUUCCCUUUUCUGUCAUAGAAUUAAGAUUUAUGGCUUAACUUGUAUACUCAAAACAUUUUUUUGGGCAUUCGAACUCGUCUUUGAAAUUAAUUAUUAUUGUUGGACACAAAAUUAACCUUGUUGUCCUGCUGAUGGAUUUGCUCAGGGAGUGGAAUUCAAGGUGAA
Solanum pennellii is the source of this 1707-nucleotide messenger RNA. Its product is annotated as protein DNA-DAMAGE INDUCIBLE 1. The coding region runs from base 314 to 1537 and encodes 407 amino acids. The record is from RefSeq and is a predicted model, not a curated record. Gene Ontology annotation, molecular function: aspartic-type endopeptidase activity; protein binding. Gene Ontology annotation, biological process: proteolysis. Lineage: Eukaryota; Viridiplantae; Streptophyta; Magnoliopsida; Solanales; Solanaceae. The transcript is spliced from 16 exons.